Molecule: messenger RNA, 210 nt
Organism: Botrytis byssoidea
Lineage: Eukaryota; Fungi; Ascomycota; Leotiomycetes; Helotiales; Sclerotiniaceae
Exons: 3
Coding region: 1-210 (69 amino acids)
Source: RefSeq, a predicted model, not a curated record
AUGUCGUCACCCAAAGAAAAUAAAGCAAAAACUCAAAGUACUCAUAGCUCAAUGGUAUUCACGGCACCAAUCUACGCCUCCAACACCUUAUUCAUUGGUACACCACCCGCUGGUACAGCCUCACUCAUCUUAUCCGACGGUAUACCUCAAAUCUCAAAAAUUCACUUCCCAUAUCUGAUAACAGACUUGCGAGCUAUGAGAACUGAGUAA